UCCAGCGGGCACCGAGCUGUGAUUCAGAUGGAAACACUCAACACGUGUCGCGUCCCAAACACUUCGUGUGGUUCCUUUUAGAAGCGGAGGAGACCCGGAAUAAAGGCAGCUCUCAGCCGCCGGUCGGACCGAGCGCCAGGAUGUCUGAGGAGGCCCCACCGGAGGGGGAGCAGCCCCAGACCCAAACCCAGUCCACCCUGUCCCCCUCCCAGGCCAGGUCCCAGUCUCAGCCCGGCUCCAGUUCGUCCAGCGGACCCGCCUCGGGCAGCCAGUCCUCCAGCGGCUCGGGGACCCUGAGCAGCGUGGACACCAUCCCCGUCACCCUGCCCUCCGUCCCGGAGGAGCCGGAGCCGCAGCCCUGGGGCCGCCUCCUGCCCAUGGCUCAGGGCUUCAGGACCCAUGACUGCCUGGAGGACCAGUACCUGUUCGGCCGGGACCUGAAGUGUGACCACGUGCUUGGGGAUCCCAGUGAAAAACGGUCCAAAAAGUUCCGGAUCUACAGCAAGAAACACUUCCGGAUCUUCAGGGAGGACGGCCAGGUGUUCGUGGAGGACAAGAGCAACAACGGCACCUUCGUGGACGGAGUCCUGGUGGGUCUGAACAAGAAGCUUCCCCUGGUCAACAACGCCGUCCUGGCCCUGGCCGAGCAACGGAACCGAGUGUUUGUCUUCAUGGACCUCAUGGCAGACGAUCAGUCCAGUUUACCUAAAGGCUUGCGGGAUAAGUACAUGCUGACGCGACAAAUUGGCACAGGAGUGUGUGGCAAGGUGCGACUGGCCUUCGAGAUCUCCACCUGCAGGAAGUUUGCAGUGAAGAUCAUCGACAAGAAGAACUUCCAGUCCGAAGGGACGGCGACCCGAAAUGCAGAGACAGAGAUAGAGAUUCUGCAGAGGAUCGACCAUCCCUGUCUCAUAAAAACCCAAGAUUUCUAUCAGACGGAGGACAAAUACUACAUCGUGCUGGAAAUGAUGGAGGGGGGAGAACUCUUCCACAAAGUCAAGUCUCAGCAGCAGCUGAAGGAAUCCGUCGCCAAACUCUACUUCUACCAGAUGCUCCGCGCCGUCCAGUAUCUCCACGGUAAAGGGAUCAUCCACCGGGACCUGAAGCCAGAGAAUAUCCUGCUGUCCUCAAACGAGGACAUCUGUCUCAUCAAGGUGACAGACUUCAACCAGUCCCGGAUCCUGGAGGACGCGGCGUUGAUGAGGACGCUGUGCGGGACACCGUCCUACCUGGCUCCUGAGGUCUUCACCCACGCCUCCACCACCGGCUACGGUCUGGCCGUGGACGCUUGGAGCCUCGGGGUUCUGCUCUUCGUCUGUCUCAGUGGUUACGCGCCGUUCCAUGAGAGUUUCAGUGAACUUUCAGUCACCGAGCAGAUCAUCCGGGGACAGUUCACCAUGGUUGCAUCCAAGUGGAAAUGCGUCUCUAAUGAAGCCAAGGAUGUGGUGAGGAAGCUGCUGGUGGUGGAUCCCACCAAGAGGGUGACGAUCGACGACGCUCUGCAGCACCCCUGGUUACAGGAUCAGGAGAUGCUGGACACGGCUCACAGACUCAUGUACCCGACAGAGGCGGACGCUGCUGACACUCCUGCUGCCAUGGAGGCAGAGUCUGCACCCGGAGACACAAGGAGGAAAAGAGAAAGAGAAGAUGAUGAUGAUGAAACGCAUCCUGCAAAGAGAAGUCAAGCCCCGCCCCCUGCCCCUUUGAGCAAGUGACACUGUUGUAGAAAGUUUUUAAAGUU
Messenger RNA from Cololabis saira (Pacific saury), 1741 nucleotides. It is a transcript of the gene chek2, whose product is annotated as checkpoint kinase 2. The transcript is spliced from 15 exons. Gene Ontology annotation, molecular function: ATP binding; protein binding; protein serine/threonine kinase activity. The record is from RefSeq and is a predicted model, not a curated record. The coding region runs from base 141 to 1715 and encodes 524 amino acids. Gene Ontology annotation, biological process: mitotic DNA damage checkpoint signaling; protein phosphorylation. Gene Ontology annotation, cellular component: cytoplasm; nucleus. NCBI's taxonomy places the organism in Eukaryota, Metazoa, Chordata, Actinopteri, Beloniformes, Belonidae.